Guillardia theta CCMP2712 is the source of this 1119-nucleotide messenger RNA. RefSeq lists its product as hypothetical. The record is from RefSeq and is a predicted model, not a curated record. Gene Ontology annotation, biological process: fructose 1,6-bisphosphate metabolic process; glycolytic process. The coding region runs from base 1 to 1065 and encodes 354 amino acids. Lineage: Eukaryota; Cryptophyceae; Pyrenomonadales; Geminigeraceae. Gene Ontology annotation, molecular function: fructose-bisphosphate aldolase activity. Gene Ontology annotation, cellular component: cytosol. The transcript has 6 exons.
AUGGCGGCAGCCGGAGCGUUCCGCGACGAACUGAUCAAGACAGCGAAUGCCAUUGCGUCGCCUGGCAAAGGAAUUCUUGCUGCAGAUGAAAGUACCGGAACGAUAGGCAAACGCUUUUCAUCAAUCAAUGUGGAGAACACUGAAGAAAACCGUAUCAGGUACCGGAAGCUGCUCUUCACUACGCCAGGGAUGAAUCAAUACAUAUCAGGAGUCAUCUGCUAUGACGAGACUCUCCGAUCCAAGGACAAGGCUGGGACUCCUCUCAUCAAGUAUCUGCAAGAUGCUGGCAUUGUGGUGGGCAUCAAGGUGGACAAGGGCUUGGAGGUCAUUCCUGGAACAGACGGCGAGACGAGCACGCAAGGGCUUGACGGCUUGGCGGAGAGGUGCAAGGAGUACUACAAGAUGGGGGCGAGAUUCGCCAAGUGGAGAGCUGUCUACAAGAUCUCUGCUAACGAGCCGUCGGACGUGGCGAUCAAGGAGAAUGCUUGGGCUCUCGCGCGAUACGGUGCCAUCUGUCAGAGCAACGGGCUUGUUCCGAUCAUCGAGCCAGAGAUCCUCAUGGAUGGCGACCACGACAUCGAGAGGACAGCACAAGUGACGGAGAAGGUGCAGGUGGAAGUGUACAAGGCUAUCCGAGACCAGCAGCUGCUGCUGGAAGGAACGCUCCUCAAGCCAAACAUGGUCUGCCCUGGCUCAGACAGCAAGGCUCGGGCCUCUUCCAUGGACAUCGCAGCCUACACCAUCCGAACUCUUCAGCGUUGCGUCCCCGUUGCUGUCCCAGGCAUCGUCUUCCUCAGCGGGGGUCAGUCCGAGGAAGAAGCGACGCUGAAUUUGAACGCAAUGAACGUCAUGCCGGCCAAGAAGCCUUGGGCUCUUACUUUCUCGUACGGUCGAGCGUUGCAGCAGUCGUGCUUGAAGGCAUGGAAAGGAGAGGAAAGCAACCUAGAGGCGGCACAAAACGUCUUCCUCGAUCGGUGCCGUGCCAACGGAGAAGCUCAGCUCGGAAAGUAUUCGGGCGGGUCGGGAGACACGUCGAGUUUGUUCCAAGCCAACUACAAGUAUUGAGACGAAGAGCCUCUUGUACAUAUAGCAGAGCAGCUCCGGGUUGCUCCGCGUGUG